GUUAACAACGGCUUGGUUUAGUUUGUAUGGGAUCUGUUAAAUUUUGGCCAUAUAUGGUGGUAGGCAGUGACCAGAAUGAAUACAUACAUCAACCAACACACUACAGUUCAAAGUAUGGAGAACUCGAACGACUGGGAUGAUGAUUAUCAAGAGGGUUAUGAAAGGGUCGGUCCACCACGGCCUACAAUUAGAAAUGUGAGGAGCGAAAGCGGACCUGACGUGCCAGCGGAAACAGUUGAAGUACUUAAUGCGACCGGCAAUGUGAGGCGGAGGAAAAUACUGAUUCUAGUGGGGUGCACACUAAUAAACUUUUGUCAAUCAGUUGUGUUUGCCAUGGCAGUGUUGGGAAAAAUUAAUUCAGAUCUUACUAACGAGCAAGCAGACGACAUACGAAAAGCAUUAUUGAUUACACGACGUUUGGGAGUUCCGUUUGCAUCCCUCCUUAUGAUAGGCCUGGGCUACCGAAUUGUUGGGAUCGCCGGAUGUUCCCUUGUCGGACUUGGUCUAUUUAUAGCUGCCUGGGUACCACGUGUGGCAGUAGGUGGUAUCACGUUUCUGGUCGGAGGAGUGGCAGGUCUUGGUUUCGCAUUUCUCUCAUUAACUGUCAUCAUUCCUAUUUUGGAGACUUUCACUAAACACCGACUGAGAUAUGUCGUACUGAUAAGGUCGGUGGAAUCAGUUGCGGCCACUGUGUUUGCAGGCAUUACCUUAGUACCGGAUAUUGACAUUGAUUGGCGGAUCUUAUAUCGUUACCAGCUAAUUAUCAUGGUGAUUGCGGGGGCCGCUUGUGUGCUUCUGAAACCUCUAGACCGUACCACAGUUGACACAAACAAUGGAGUUAUUGGUCGUUUGCUUGGCCUAUCAGAUUUCAGUAUUUUUAGAGGCGUGGCGCUGUAUCUACUAGUGAUAGUUUAUUUCUUGGACCAGCUUGGCAAGCCGAUUCCUGUGUAUGAACUAUCAUCUCUGCUACAGGACCCCACGAAGGGGUUUGGGACCGAUCUUUCUGUACGAGUAAUCGUUACUUUGCCUUUUAUUGGAAGUUUGUUGGGACUUUUGACACUCGUUUUCUGGCACAGGUUCAGUCUUGUGGACAUCCUAUGGACACUUGGACCAGUCAACAUAGUGUCCGGACUUCUGACCUUCCAAGCCCCUGCUCUGAGCAAGGUGGCCUGGGUAGCCGUGUAUGCUGUAGGGUUUGGCAUGUCAAUAGGUGUCUUUCUCGCCCUCGUUGACAACGUGAUACCUCAUGCGUUUGGGAAACAGAGAAUUCGAAUUGUAGAGGGAAUCCUGGGAUUAGCUUCCGGUGUUGGGCACGUCAUAUCCUUUCCUGUUAAUGAUGCACUCAAGAUACAGACAAAUGAUUAUGAGCCUUCUUUCUACUUAUCGGGAUCAGCUCUCAUCACUUCCGGUUUGUUAGCAAUUGGUUUCCGGUUUGUUUUGUUACGUCAGAAUAAUAAAAAGGAAAACGAUCGGUGACAGCAACAUACUAACAAAAUAAAACCGAUUGCCAAUUUUUAUGCCUGUAGGGCUGGCAAAAUAAUUACCAUUAUUAUACUUGGUCUUUUAAUACUGCUUUUAUAGAUCUCUAACUGAUGUUAAGUCUCAAUGAAAUCAAUGAUCCGACAAAUUGACUUUAAUUACAUUUUUUUUCUUUAUGCUGUAUUACAUUAUUAUAUGGAAAACUGUAUGAUAAUGUUUAUAGCGAAACCCGUUAAUAAUGCAUCCUUUCGGUGAUGGGUACGAACACUAUCACUGGAGGGGUUGGAAUGGCGAUCAAAAAAAAAAAAAAACAAGAGCUUAAAUGAAGCCAAACUUUCAUAUUUAUGAUAU
Messenger RNA from Ylistrum balloti, 1830 nucleotides. RefSeq lists its product as uncharacterized. Lineage: Eukaryota; Metazoa; Mollusca; Bivalvia; Pectinida; Pectinidae. The transcript is spliced from 7 exons. The record is from RefSeq and is a predicted model, not a curated record. The coding region runs from base 76 to 1476 and encodes 466 amino acids.